Molecule: messenger RNA, 1135 nt
Organism: Prunus persica (peach)
Lineage: Eukaryota; Viridiplantae; Streptophyta; Magnoliopsida; Rosales; Rosaceae
Product: E3 ubiquitin-protein ligase RHA1B
Exons: 1
Coding region: 183-689 (168 amino acids)
Biological process (GO): protein ubiquitination
Molecular function (GO): ubiquitin protein ligase activity
Source: RefSeq, a predicted model, not a curated record
CUCUCAAUCCUCCUCAUCCAUGGCUUGGCUUCUAUAUAACCCUUCCUCUUCCUCACUCCACAUCCUCUGUCUCUCUCUCUCUCCCUACCUCUCUUUCUCUCUCUAAAAUCUCCACAAAACACUGAGAAUUAAGCAAAACACACUCCAUAAGAAGCUCCACGAGCUCAAAGCUCAAAGCUAUAAUGGGUUUUCCUGUGGGCUACACAGAGCUCCUCCUCCCAAAGCUCUUCAUCCACACUCUCUCUCUUCUGGGUCUCAUCCGAAAACUCAUCUCCACCUUCUUCUCCUUACUGGGUCUCCAAGAUUUCAUCCAACCAGACAAUGCCUGGGCCGACCCGCCCGCCCCAUUCCCCGAGUUCCACUCGGCGUCGGCGGUUCUGAUCCGCGAAAUCCUGCCCGUCGUCAAGUUCUCGGACCUGGUCGACCCGCCCGAGUCGUGCGCCGUCUGCCUGUACGAGUUCGAGAGCGAGGACGAGAUACGACGCCUCACGAAUUGUCGUCACAUCUUCCACAAAGGGUGCGUGGACCGGUGGGUCGGGUACGACCAGAAGACGUGCCCGCUGUGUCGUACGCCGUUCAUAUCGGACGAUAUGCAGGGCGAUUUCAAUGAGAGGCUUUGGGCGGCUUCUGGGAUCCCCGAUUUUUACGACCAUUUUUAUCCCUAUACUGAUAAUGGUUUAGAUUUGUAGCUCUAAAACCGCGAGAGAAGAACAAGAAUCAAACUCUGGUGACAUCUACAGCGACAAUUCCAUUACGAAAUUUAAUUGAGUCGAAUUCUUGUCGCGAAUGCUUGUGGUAAAUUUUUUUUACCACGAAGUUUAUGUAAUAUUGUGUAAAUAUAGGAAAUUAUUGGAUAAAGAAAAAUGGGAAAUGAAAUGAGGAUCGAGUACAAUGCAAUGAGAUAGUUUUGUACAGUUUCUUUUUUUUCUUUUUUUUUAAAUUUUAAUUUAAAACUUUUAUAGUUGUGACUAAGAUUCUAGAAGGGUAAAUUUUGAUUUUGGUGAUGUGUUGUUUUAAUUGAUUUGGUUGGUGUGUGAUAAAAAUUGGUGAGGGUUCGUUUGGGGUUUGGCAUGUAUAUUUUAAGUCAUUAAUUUUAUUAUGAAAUGGAGCGUGACAUUGUCAGUUGGUAGGUUCA